This is a messenger RNA of Necator americanus (New World hookworm), 912 nucleotides long. RefSeq lists its product as uncharacterized. Gene Ontology annotation, biological process: ubiquitin-dependent protein catabolic process; protein polyubiquitination. Gene Ontology annotation, molecular function: ubiquitin conjugating enzyme activity. The transcript is spliced from 8 exons. The record is from RefSeq and is a predicted model, not a curated record. NCBI's taxonomy places the organism in Eukaryota, Metazoa, Nematoda, Chromadorea, Rhabditida, Ancylostomatidae. Bases 1 to 912 code for a protein of 303 amino acids.
AUGACCGACAUGGCGUCCACAUCGGCUGGUGCACUUCGAGCCUUAGCGAUGGAGCUGAAAAAUAUAGAAUCGCAACCGCUCGAAGGCUUCACUAUCUCCGCCAGCGAUGACAACCUGUUUGUGUGGACAGUAGGCAUUUAUGGUCCUCCCAAUACACUUUAUCAGGGAGGUUACUUCAAGGCUGUGAUACGUUUUCCUCCCAAUUACCCAUAUUCACCGCCGUCCAUGAAAUUCUUGACGAAAGUGUGGCAUCCGAACGUCUAUGAGAACGGUGAUCUUUGCAUAAGCAUUCUUCAUCCACCUGUUGAUGAUCCUCGCAGCGGGGAACUACCAUGUGAAAGAUGGAACCCGACCCAAAGUGUGAGGACCAUUCUUUUAUCUGUCAUAUCCUUAUUAAAUGAACCUAACACAUCGUCUCCUGCGAACGUGGAUGCUUCUGUUAUGUACCGAAAAUGGAAAGAUGGAACUGACAUGAGUUAUGCUGACAUCAUUAGACGACAAGUGGAACAAUCAAAAGAAGAGGCUCGAAAAGAUGGUGUCACAGUUCCUGAAACUCUCGAAGAAUACUGUAUAAAAUUCCACCCUCAGAGUUGCGAAGAACAAACGAUGGACUUACUCGAUUUGGGACCUGUGAAUUACCUUAUAAACAUUAGUUGUGCGGUUCAUUUAACAGAUGCUGACUGGUUUCUACAACUUACCAGUCAAGAAAUGAUGACAUGUAUGACUACGGGGACGAAGAAAGUGAUGACGAAAAUGAUUACGCCGAAGAAGACGAAGAUAGUGGACAAGGCGAAAACUAACCCCGACUUGAUAGCUCGCCUUUCAUUUAAACCUGUUUCUGUUACUCGGCCACUGGGUAUGUACCAUAGCAUUGCCUUUCUUCUCAUUUCCUCAUUUGUAAACUCCAUUUGA